This is a messenger RNA of Penicillium canescens, 627 nucleotides long. RefSeq lists its product as uncharacterized. Bases 1 to 627 code for a protein of 208 amino acids. NCBI's taxonomy places the organism in Eukaryota, Fungi, Ascomycota, Eurotiomycetes, Eurotiales, Aspergillaceae. The transcript is spliced from 2 exons. The record is from RefSeq and is a predicted model, not a curated record.
AUGGUUGAUGACGAAGCAUCUGCUAUCGAAGGCUAUUGCCGCGGCUUUGAUAAAGCUUGUGAAGAUUUAGGGCGUCGAAAGGCGCUCGCACCUUUUCUUGGAAAAGAGGUAGAUGACAAACUCGGUGAGUUUGUCCGUUCUCCUCGGCGGUUCCGGCAGGAACUCUCAAGAGCAAAUGCGUUUGUGGCAGGGAAGCUUCCAGGCAUUGUGAUAUAUGGGCAUAGUGAUGACUGCCCUUAUGCGAAGCGCUUUAAAGAAUAUCUAGAUAUCUUACAUGUGUAUGUUCAUGGGCCAGACGCUGAUCGUCUUGGUGAAGAGCUGGGGAAGAGCUUGUUGGAAGAACAAGGACGUACGCUGUUGGAAGAGAAUCGCGGACGACUUAUUCACGUGCGAUGUAUUCGCGGCGGGUUCCUGACGUUCGGAGGUCAUCCAGAGUGUAUUAUGACUGGCCACAUGAUUGUGUCGAUGCUGCCGGAAGUUCGUCUGGCGUCAGGGGUGAGGGAAAUUACCCCGUGGUCUUUUGAGACGUGGGAUCAUGCAGCGUUCGUCUUUACGUGGAAUCGACGGCAAGAGAAGCACAUUGUGCGGCGAUCUGAGUGGUAUGUGGCAGCACUUGGGGAAGUGUAA